Messenger RNA from Lontra canadensis (Northern American river otter), 1412 nucleotides. Its product is annotated as putative gametogenetin-binding protein 1. Bases 33 to 1190 code for a protein of 385 amino acids. Lineage: Eukaryota; Metazoa; Chordata; Mammalia; Carnivora; Mustelidae. The transcript is spliced from 7 exons. The record is from RefSeq and is a predicted model, not a curated record.
GCCGCUCCCUCUGAGUCGGGGUCUCUCUCAGGAUGGAGGCCCCAGGUCCAACCCCUCAGUCCCGAAUUUUGGGCCACUCCUCCAUGUUCCUUUUUUUCCGUAGUCUGGUGGGGAGCAGGGGCAGCCCCAAGAGCUCGGACAAGGCCCUGAUGCGGAGUCGGCCAUGCGCCUCCCAGGAGCAAAGCACCACCUCUCUGAUGAGGAACCGCCAGGGAGGAGCGGGGAGGAAGGAGCCAAGGCAGCCAGCCACACUGCCCUACAUGCUCUCUGUGGCCUUGCCACGGCAUGGUCCCUUGGGGCUAGGGAUGGGGGACACAGGGGCCCAGACCCCCACCCCAAAGGAGGUCCUGAGGGUGGCAGUCCAGGGUGGAGAGGUGAAGCCCAUCCUGUCCAGGGGAAGCCAGGAGGUGCUAGGCAACGUGUCCAAGAAGGAAAAAAGAGAAGAGAAGGAGGCAGUAGGGGAGGCCUCCGGGGAUACAAGGACCUCAGACAGGGGCCACUUUGCCCAAGCCUUGGAGGUGAAACAAGGAUGCCCACAGAGGGCCAUGGGGCCACCGGAGGUCAGCCCCAAGACCUUCACCAGGGAGGAGGAGAAGGAGUGUCUGCUGGACGGAGACUUCAGGCUGGCCUCCUCGAAGGUGGGGGCAACUCCUUGGAACCGCCUCCUCACCUUGUACAAGCAGCUUCAGAAAUCAGCCAUGGCCAAGUUUCCUCUCAAGGAAGGCUUGCCUGAUGAGAAAAGCAAGGAAAAGGAAAUGGAGGUAGAGGACAGGUCAUUCAAGCUCUGUGUCCCGGGCAUUGUCACCCUGCAGUCACCGCUGCAUAAGACUUUCAGGUCAACAGACACAGUGGGUUUCGUGGAGUCGGAGUUAAAGAAGCUUCAGGCAGUGCAGCGGGACUCCCGCCUCUGGAAGGUGGGCAGCCAUGAUGGCCAGGAGCUGCUGACCAAGCCAGAGAUCACCCUGGAGGAGGCAGGCAUUGUGGACGGUCAGAGAUACCAGGCUGAGGGGGAAAAAAGCUGCCCCCCAGCAUUUGGGGAAUGCUGGGGACCUAGGGGAGGGGUGCUGAGGCAGCGGAAGCAACACCCUAGGCUGGAGGGAAGGGUGCAGAGCCCCCUUGGUGUGGUGUCCAGGACAGAGCACUUGCUCCUGGAGGAGAUGGACGAGCUGGGGAACUGGCCCCCCGAGUGAAGCUGCCGCCGCCCCGAGUCUGCCCUGCUCCCGGAUCCCCGCAGCCUGAAGCGGGAGUUAGCCUCCCACUCUGUGGAGGCACAUCCGAGGCACCCCCAGGGCCAAGGGAUCUUGAGAUCACUGGUAUCCAUGUGUCCGCAGGGUGGGCCUGCCCAGCAGAAUGUCACCACCCACCAGACUCAGGCCUGGGUUAUUAAUAAUAAAACCCACUUUGACUUUGGC